Protopterus annectens (West African lungfish) is the source of this 4855-nucleotide messenger RNA. RefSeq names its product vacuolar protein sorting 4 homolog B (gene VPS4B). The record is from RefSeq and is a predicted model, not a curated record. Lineage: Eukaryota; Metazoa; Chordata; Ceratodontiformes; Protopteridae. The coding region runs from base 204 to 1526 and encodes 440 amino acids. Gene Ontology annotation, molecular function: ATP hydrolysis activity; ATP binding. The transcript is spliced from 11 exons. Gene Ontology annotation, biological process: vacuole organization; endosomal transport.
GUAAGGCGGAAGUGAAUCCGACAUCUUUACACGGAAGGGGCAGGAGUGUGUUUUUGUUUUGUUUCAUAGCUUAUGUUUUGGCUAUGUAAACAUAGAAAAUACAUAGUUUUACAUGUCUUAUUAUAAGAAAGUGUAUUUAUAUAAUUCGCUGGCUUAGCAAGUUGUGUGUUGAUCGUUUUGAAAGUCCUGAAAAAUCUGUUCCCAUGGCUAAUAGUACGACUCUUCAGAAAGCUAUAGAUCUUGCCAGCAAAGCAGCUCAAGAAGAUAAAGCUGGAAACUAUGAAGAAGCCCUUCGUUUGUAUCAGGGCUCUGUACAGUACUUUCUGCAUGUAAUCAAAUAUGAUGCUCAGGGUGAAAAGGCAAAACAGAGUAUACGGGCAAAGUGUACAGAAUACCUUGACAGAGCUGAAAAACUGAAGGAAUACUUGAGACAUAAAGAAAAGCCAGCAACACCAAAGCCUGUGAAGGAGUCCCAAUCAAAUGGUGAUAAAGGGACUGAGAGUGAUGGAGAGUCAGAUGACCCAGAAAAAAAGAAAAUGCAGAAUCAACUUCAAGGUGCAAUUGUUAUGGAAAAACCAAAUGUGAAGUGGAAUGAUGUGGCUGGACUUGAGGGUGCCAAAGAGGCUUUAAAAGAAGCUGUGAUAUUGCCCAUCAAAUUCCCCCAUCUCUUCACAGGGAAGAGAACUCCAUGGAGGGGUAUCCUUUUGUUUGGGCCACCAGGGACAGGAAAAUCUUAUUUGGCCAAAGCUGUAGCCACAGAAGCAAACAACUCCACAUUUUUCUCAAUAUCCUCUUCAGAUCUUGUCUCAAAAUGGCUUGGAGAAAGUGAAAAAUUGGUGAAAAAUUUAUUUCAGCUUGCCAGAGAACACAAGCCUUCUAUCAUCUUUAUUGACGAAAUUGACUCUUUAUGUGGCUCCAGAAGUGAAAAUGAAAGUGAGGCUGCUAGACGCAUAAAGACAGAGUUUCUUGUCCAGAUGCAAGGUGUUGGAGUAGACAAUGAAGGCAUCUUGGUAUUAGGAGCAACAAAUAUUCCUUGGGUACUAGAUUCCGCCAUCAGGAGAAGGUUUGAGAAGCGCAUCUACAUACCGCUCCCGGAGGCAGCUGCUCGUAGUACGAUGUUUAAAUUGCAUCUUGGGGCAACACCACACAGCCUUACAGAAAAAGACUUCCGGGAUCUAGGACAAAAAACAGAAGGGUAUUCUGGAGCAGAUAUAAGCAUUAUUGUGAGGGACGCAUUGAUGCAACCUGUCAGGAAAGUUCAGUCAGCUACUCACUUUAAAAAGGUGAGAGGACCCUCACUAGCUGAUCCAAAUGUUAUGGUUAAUGACCUUUUAACUCCAUGUUCACCUGGGGAUCCUCAAGCAAUUGAAAUGACAUGGAUAGAUGUUCCAGGAGAUAAACUGCUAGAACCCAUCGUAUCAAUGGCUGACAUGCUGCGAUCCUUAACCAACACAAAACCAACAGUAAAUGAGCAAGAUCUGCAAAAACUGAAGAAGUUCACAGAAGAUUUUGGUCAAGAGGGCUAAUCCAAAGAACAUUUUCUGCAUUACAAGUGGUCUACCUUUCUUAACUAUAUACUCCUGGAAGACAUUUUUUGCCGAAGCUCUACAGUUGACUUUAUUAAAACUUUCAUUGGACCUGGCUGCUUCUUUUGUUGUUUUUCAUGCUCUACCUUUUUUACCUUGAGUGUUUCCUAAUCUACAGCAACCUCUGUAUUAGAGACAUUGACACAAUUACUUCUUUCACUGUCCAGCAUGUGCAAGUGGAGUCCUUGUUUCAUUGACUGUGUGUGUUAACAUGAAGGUAAUCAUUACAAUAAAAAGCCUCUUCUGCAGAUUUUGUUAAAAAAUACAAGGGAAACCAUGUAUGAUAAUUUGGUGUUAACUCUGUAGUUAACACAGUCGCUGUGCUGCCUCAUACGUGGGUUACCUCAUUAACAGCACUUGAAGUUGGAAUUAAUUUCCCAGUUAGCAUUGGACUUUUUUUCAUAGUGUGUGGUACUGACGCACUGUAAACAAUUAAAAGAAAAACUAUGCAGAAGCAGCAGUGAAAGUGUUUAGUCAAAGUGAAACUCAUUGCCUGUAUGUCUAUUCACUUCAUAGGGAUUCAUCAGAUGUGGGUGCAUAUGUGCAGUCUGUUGAAGAUGUAUUGUAGCAUUUUUGUUUGAGGUAGCUUAGCAGACUUAACACAGUCGCUGUGCUGCCUCAUACGUGGGUUACCUCAUUAACAGCACUUGAAGUUGGAAUUAAUUUCCCAGUUAGCAUUGGACUUUUUUUCAUAGUGUGUGGUACUGACGCACUGUAAACAAUUAAAAGAAAAACUAUGCAGAAGCAGCAGUGAAAGUGUUUAGUCAAAGUGAAACUCAUUGCCUGUAUGUCUAUUCACUUCAUAGGGAUUCAUCAGAUGUGGGUGCAUAUGUGCAGUCUGUUGAAGAUGUAUUGUAGCAUUUUUGUUUGAGGUAGCUUAGCAGACUUUUUAUUUUAAGCACUGCAAUGGUAAAAAAGUUACUUUGACUAAAUUCUAAACAUUAUCUUUCAACACACAAUAAUUGCUUUACCACAAGGUCAGAAAUGUUGUGUGCCUCACAUUGUCUUGUAUAGACCUUAGGAGCUGAUGAAUUUAUGAAAAGGUUUUUGGUUAAAUUGAGACUUUAUCCAGUUUGUUGAAUAAAACACAAUUUAUCAGGAGAUGUGCUACAAGGGAGCUUUAUUCCUCUCAUCAAGAUGUAGUGACCCUGAAGUUAGUUCAAAUAAGGGUGGGAAUCCAGGAGCCCAGUAUUCUAGAAGGUUGUGUGGGACAUUGGCUUCAAAUGUAAGUGAAGAAAAAGAAGCAGAAAAGGGUUAAAAUUGGCAUUCACUAAAUUCACAUGAAAAUGUAGAAAUAAGUUAAUUGUUUUGCUUGAUUGCCUUGUGAGGUUAUAUAGUUCUAAGCAUAUUAAUAGAAAUAGGAAUUUGCACCAUGAUAUAUGCAGUGUGUUUCUAAUCACUGAUACUUUUAAUUGUAGAUUUAGUGCGGUAUCGGAAUGUUUUUAUUGUAGUUUCUGUCCUGUUAGAGUGCUGUCAAACUGCAUUCCAUUGAUCUGGUAAUCUCACAUCCUUAAGGAAAGGUGAUGCUUAAGGGCAUUCAAGAAGCCUGAAAGAGCUUUAUUCCUUGGGGUCUUCAAGCUUUGUUAAUUGGUGGAAUUUAAAAAUCAAAUGAAAAAGUGAAAUCCAAAAGCUUUUCCAACUGUGUAGCUUUAGAAAGUUCAGUAUAAAGGAUAUAGUCGUACCCAUUGCUCAUUCCAUGCCUAGUGCAUUUUACAUCAUGGUAGGCCAACUUUUCAUGCACACAAACAUCUGUGUGCAUCAGUUAUGAAACAGUCAUUUUUGUAGGUGUAGUAUUCAAAGAUUACCUAGUCAUAUACUGGAGGUUAGGUGUAUAAGCCAGUAUUGUGAACAUGCAAAUGGCUUUGGCAGUCACUGCCUCCAAGUCUGCUGCUAUGUCAUUUCAUUUUGUAUUCUUCCAUAAUUAAAUGCAGAUAGGUACUGAUUCCUCAUUGAAAUUACAUGGUUUCUGGUGUAGUCCAGUCUCAUUAGUUUUUACUGAAGCACUUUUUCAAGAAAUGCAAGUUUAGUUGUAUAUUUUACUAAACAGUAUGUGCAUUCCGACAGCAGUAAGCAUGUGACUUGUUUAAGCAGCAAAAAUUGUAAAGAUAGAGCUGUAGGUUUUUAUUGAGCUUACUGCAAGAGAGAAUGAAAAGCUCAGCCACACCACUCAACACUAGUGGGGAAAUUAAAAAUGUCCCGUUAUGUUCUUGUGUUUUUGCUCAUAAUAUUUAAUUCUAAAUGAAGCACAGGAGUAGAUAUUCUUGAAUGGUAGUAACUUGUGACUGGAAACACCAAGAAAGUGUAUUUUUAAAAAAGCCACAUUUAUCAUGCAGUGUGAUGCUGUAUCCUUUACCCUAGAUUAACAACUGUUAAGAGAAUGUUUGGAUUAUCAUACUGUAGAUGGAGUUGGGGAUCUCUUGAUUCUUAAACAGUAUGGCUCUUGCAUAUUCUUAGUUCCAAAGUACCAUUAAAUGCCAUAGUGAACCACAUGCUUCUAUUUAUUGACCUUCCACACAGUAUAUGAAUAAUAUGCCUCGUCACACAAAACACAUGGACCAGAAGAUGUUGCAUACAUUUAAUUUGUUGCUAAUGUUGCUGCAGCAGUCUUCAGUUGCCUACCCAAAUAACCAUUGCUGGUGCAGAAUAUCUGUUUCAAAAUGGGUAUGAGAGUUGGCUGAUGGCAGUGUUAAAAAAAAAAAAAAAAAAGUGUAAGCAGUUUCAUUUUUUAUGUUGGCAGUAUAAUACGUUUGGUAGUAACAGUAAAUAUGCUAGCCAAAACACUCCUAGGAUCAGUGCUAACCAUGUGCCUUUAUAAUGAUUUAGCAAGACAUCCAGUUUACUUAUUUAAAUUGUAUAUGGUAAGUCACAAGGAAGUCCAGAGCACACUGUAUUCACGUUUUCUGGCUUUCUGUAACUAGCUUUUUUAUUUUUUAACCCAAGAAGAGUAGACAUGUACAUUGUAACAUAAGGCAAUUUGCAUAUUUCUUUGAUUGUUUUCUGUCUUACUGUAUGAUACUUUGAUUUUUAGGUGGGUUAAAUGCAACUUUGCUAGGCUUUAUAUUUAAAAUCAUUUAAAAUCUUAGUGUAAUAGAAUAUUCAGUUCUGAUGUGUAUAGUUACUUUGAAAACUUAAAACAUAUUUUAUUGGUACACAGUAGACUUUAUUUCACUUCCAGAUUUGUUUAAACAAGAAUGGUUCUUGGUGUUAUGGAUCUCUAUUUCAGUAUAUUUGUAAAUAAAAAAGUAAACACAUUGUGAUUUUUCUCUUAA